Messenger RNA from Dendrobium catenatum, 1064 nucleotides. RefSeq names its product gibberellin 2-beta-dioxygenase 2-like. Gene Ontology annotation, biological process: gibberellin catabolic process; response to light stimulus. The transcript has 3 exons. Bases 27 to 1064 code for a protein of 345 amino acids. The record is from RefSeq and is a predicted model, not a curated record. Lineage: Eukaryota; Viridiplantae; Streptophyta; Magnoliopsida; Asparagales; Orchidaceae.
AAUCAGAACUGAAGGGUGGUGAAGCCAUGGUGAUGACAACUUUGAUACCAGAGAGCAAGGAGAGGAUGGUAUUGUCUGAUUUGCCAGUGAUAGAUCUCUCUGGGAAGAGGGAUAAAGUGAGGAAACUCAUGGUGAAAGCCUGUGAGGAAUUCGGUUUCUUUAAGGUGAUCAAUCAUGGUGUGCCCAAGGAAAUUAUCGACAAUGUUGAGAAGGAAAGCAAGGAAUUUUUCUCUUUACCGACUGCCGAGAAGCAGAAGGCUGGCCCUCCUAAUCCUCUUGGAUAUGGGAGCAAGAAAAUCGGAUUCAAUGGCGACACUGGUGAUCUUGAAUAUCUUCUCUUCCAUGCAAAUCCUACAUCCAUCUAUGACAGAAUCAGAAACAUCAGCAGCAAGGACUCCAAUAGGUUCAGUUCUGUGCUAAGUGAUUAUGUGGACUUGAUGAAGGAGCUUGCAUGUGACUUACUGGAGUUACUAGGAGAAGGGCUGGGGCUUGAGGAUAAAAAGACCUUCAGUAAACUCCUAAAGGAUAGUCAAAAUGACUCUCUUAUAAGGCUAAACCACUAUCCUUCCUGUGAUAGCGAUGCUGACCAAAGGUUGAGCUUCAUGAAGACUAAAGAUGACAAGAGUUCAAGGGUUGGAUUUGGUGAGCAUUCUGAUCCUCAGAUUCUCACCAUCCUUAGAUCGAAUAAUGUUGAAGGUUUGCAAAUACAAUCACCUUUGGAUGGCAACGUAUGGAUCCCAGUGAAGUCUGAUCCGUCAGCAUUCUUCAUCAAUGUUGGCGAUGCUCUGCAGGCUAUGACAAAUGGAAGAUUUGUAAGUGUGAGGCAUAGGGCUAUAGUAACUGCACAAAAAUCCAGGCUAUCCACAAUGUUUUUUGUUGCACCCUCCCUACAAGCUUGCAUCUCCCCUCUACCAGAGAUGGUCACACUUGAGAAUCCUCUGAAAUAUAGGUCCUACACUUGGGCUGAGUACAAAAAGACUAUGUACUCACUCAGGCUUGCUUCCAACCGACUCGAGCUCUUCAAAUUGGACUGCAAUAAGGAGAGCAAGGAUUUGAUGAGAUGA